CUCUUCUCCCCGGCUGUGAAACAAUGGCCACGCCGAGCCUCCUCCUCACUUUAUGCGUGUGGCUUGUGGCUGGGAGCCUCUCAGUGGAGGCGACAUACUACCGGCACCACCGCUACGUCCCCCACUUCUACCGCUACCGGGAGCACUCUGCCAACACGGAAAACCUCCUCCCUGAGGUCUCCAACCCGGAGCCAGAAGUCCCGCAGCCCGGCGUGCCGACCUACCCCGAGAUCCCCGAGGUGUUCCACCCGGCACCUGAAGUCAUCCACACCAUACCAGAGGCUAUCCACCCCGUGCCCGAAGUCGUGCAUCCUGCAUCUGAGCCUUACCCACAACUCGACGUUUACCAGCCGGUGCCUGAAGCCUCCUCCCCUGUCAACAUGAGCCGGGUUUUCUACGGGAUCAUGUUUGACGCUGGGAGCACAGGCAGCAGGAUCCACAUCUACAAGUUCAUCCAGAAAGAUCCUGUUGAGCUGCCAGUUCUGGACAAUGAAAUGUACCACGCAGUGAAGCCUGGACUUUCUGCUUAUAAGGACAACCCUGAGGAGGGUGGCAACACUAUCCGACAGCUGCUGAAGAUCGCCAAGAAGACAGUGCCGGAGGAGGAUUGGAGGAGGACCCCGGUGGUCUUGAAGGCCACAGCGGGUCUGCGUCUGCUGCCUGAAGACAAGGCCAAUGCUCUUCUUAAGGAGGUGAAAGAGGUGUUCGAUGAGUCCCCUUUCUUUGUGCCAAACAACAGUGUUUCCAUCAUGAAUGGAGCAAAAGAAGGAGUCCUCGCCUGGGUCACAGUGAACUUCCUUACAGGUCACUUGUACUCCAACACAAGGAGGACAGUAGGCAUCCUGGAUUUGGGUGGCGGAUCCACACAGAUCACAUUCCUUCCCAAGUCAAAGAAAACGGUCCAGUCUGCUCCCGCCACCUACAUUGCUAGAUUCAACCUCUUUGAACAUACCUACCAACUCUACACACACAGCUACCUUGGAAAUGGACUGUAUGCAGCACGACUGGCAACCCUCGGAGCACUAGGAGCUGAUGGUCUAGAUUGGAAAAUCUUCACUAGUUCCUGCCUGCCGAAAAAGUUCAGAGAAGAUGUGACUUUUGGAGGAACCACCUACAAAGUUAGCGGGAUUCCAGACGGCUAUGCAGGCUACAAGCUGUGCUACUAUGAGGUAAUGAAGGUUAUCAAAGGAAUAGUGCACCAGCCUUAUGAAGUGAAGGGCAGCAGCGUCUUCUACGCAUUCUCCUACUACUUCGACAGAGCUGUGGAGUCUGGCCUCAUCGAUGGCAGUCGGGGUGGUUCGGUUGAAGUCAGGGAUUUUAAGAAGAGAGCCAAAGAAGUGUGCAACAAAAUGACCAAGUACCGUGCUAUCAGCCCCUUCCUCUGCAUGGAUAUGACAUAUAUCACCUGUCUGCUAAAGGAGGGCUUUGGCUUCAAGGACAGCACUGUGCUGCAGCUCGCCAAGAAGGUGAACAACGUAGAGACGAGCUGGGCCCUGGGGGCAACCUUCGACUACUUCAGAAACCUCAACAUCCACUAAGGACAGCUCGCUGUCACUGCAGCCGGCACUGAGAAGGACAGUCUGUCACUGUGGGGCUUCCUGUCCUCUGUCCACCCUCGAUCAGCCCGUCCCCUCACAGACACACCCGGUCCCACCACGCCCCCUCCUCUUUUCCUCAACCUCAGCUCCCUGCGAACACUCUGAGACCUGUUGAAAAAAGAAAUCACUAUAUUUUUUUAAGGCCAGCUAUUUCUACUGUAUGUUGAGCUCAUGACUGGUGGGCUGACUUUAUUUUUGUAAAACGUUUACAUUUUUGAUUCCUUAUGGCUGUCUGAUCUGAAAUGUCUACCUGUUGAGUGUGUAGAGGGUAGUUUAGAAGCAACACCACCAGUCAUGGUAUUUUGGUAUUUACUGUGGUCCUGGUGUGCACUGUACAGUGCAGUGGAAUUUAUUUAGAGACUAGUUGCUCGAAGUGCAACCAUAAUUGUCUUUCUAAAUGCUUGUAAUUUUUUUUAUUUUAUUCUAGCAGUAAAUCAUUUUACUCGAACCAUAAUGCAUUUCCCCCCUAGCCAUCAUUGGAAAUAGACAACCGUACAGCUUCUUUUCUUCAACUUUGCACAUAACACUUUUAUUGCAGAUAUUGUAGCUAAGACAGUUGCUUUGAUGUCGACCAGAGUUGUAUGUAUUCAUCACGUAGUGCUGGAUUCAC
Centropristis striata (black sea bass) is the source of this 2208-nucleotide messenger RNA. RefSeq names its product ectonucleoside triphosphate diphosphohydrolase 5a (gene entpd5a). Gene Ontology annotation, cellular component: membrane. The transcript is spliced from 13 exons. Gene Ontology annotation, biological process: nucleoside diphosphate catabolic process. The coding region runs from base 24 to 1538 and encodes 504 amino acids. The record is from RefSeq and is a predicted model, not a curated record. Gene Ontology annotation, molecular function: UDP phosphatase activity; GDP phosphatase activity. Lineage: Eukaryota; Metazoa; Chordata; Actinopteri; Perciformes; Serranidae.